GUAUAAAUACCUUUAAAGGCCAAUACUUUCAUAGCCGAGAAUAUAAACAUCCAGAUGUAUUUAAAGACAAGAAUGUCCUUGUGAUUGGAAUGGGCAACUCUGGCACAGACAUUGCUGUAGAGGCCAGUCACCUGGCAAAAAAGGUGUUCCUCAGCACAACUGGAGGAGCAUGGGUGAUAAGCCGAGUCUAUGACUCAGGGUACCCCUGGGACAUGGUGUUCAUGACACGAUUUCAGAACAUGUUCAGAAAUUCUCUCCCAACUUCGAUUGUGUCUUGGUUGCUUGAAAGAAAGAUGAACAGCUGGUUCAAUCAUGCAAAUUAUGGCUUAAUUCCAGAAGACAGGAUUCAGCUGAGAGAACCUGUGCUAAAUGAUGAGCUCCCAGGCCGGAUCAUCACUGGGAAAGUGCUCAUAAAGCCCAAGGUAAAGGAGGUGAAGGAAAACUCAGUCAUAUUUAGCAGCACACCAAAAGAAGAGCCCAUUGAUAUCAUUGUUUUCGCCACUGGAUACACCUUUGCCUUCCCCUUCCUUGACGAGUCUGUAGUGAAAGUUGAAGAUGGCCAGGCAUCGCUGUACAAGUAUAUCUUCCCUGCGCAUCUGCAAAAGUCAACCCUGGCUGUUAUUGGUCUCAUCAAACCCCUGGGCUCCAUGAUACCCACAGGAGAAACGCAAGCUCGCUGGGCUGUUCGAGUUCUGAAAGGUCUAAAUACAUUACCACCAACAAGUGUCAUGAUAAAGGAAGUGAAUGCAAGGAAAGAAAACAAGCCCAGUGGGUUUGGCUUGUGCUACUGCAAGCCUUUACAAUCAGAUUACAUCACAUACAUUGAUGAACUCCUGACUGAUAUCAAUGCAAAACCCAACCUGUUCUCCAUGCUCCUGACGGAUCCACGCCUGGCUUUGACCCUCUUCUUUGGCCCAUGCUCACCAUAUCAGUUCCGCUUGACUGGCCCUGGAAAAUGGGAAGGAGCCAGAAAUGCUAUCAUGACCCAGUGGGACCGAACAUUCAAAGCCACCAAAACUCGAGUUUUACAAGAAUCCCCAUCUGCUUUUACAAGUUUACUUAAACUCUUUAGCUUUCUGGCUUUGCUUAUGGCUAUUUUCCUCAUUUUCCAGUAAGUAAGAUAUUUCCUAAAUGGCUUUUCAGAUGCACAGAAUAGGUUGACAGUGCUCUAGUUCCUCCAUUGCAGCAUCAUCACCUUCAUGGCAAUAGACAACAUCCAGAUAGUGAAGGGCACCCCUGCCCUUUCCAUGCUGGUCCUCUGGCUACUACUGGCAUGACUGAGCCACCCCCAGCUCCACUUGUGCCUAAUACUAGAGGAUGAUAACCAAGCUUUCUCUGCAUUUCAA
Orycteropus afer afer is the source of this 1346-nucleotide messenger RNA. RefSeq names its product flavin containing dimethylaniline monoxygenase 1. Lineage: Eukaryota; Metazoa; Chordata; Mammalia; Tubulidentata; Orycteropodidae. The record is from RefSeq and is a predicted model, not a curated record. Gene Ontology annotation, molecular function: N,N-dimethylaniline monooxygenase activity; flavin adenine dinucleotide binding; NADP binding.